This is a messenger RNA of Armigeres subalbatus, 2002 nucleotides long. RefSeq names its product NF-kappa-B essential modulator-like. The transcript is spliced from 5 exons. Gene Ontology annotation, cellular component: cytoplasm; nucleus. Gene Ontology annotation, molecular function: K63-linked polyubiquitin modification-dependent protein binding. The coding region runs from base 206 to 1714 and encodes 502 amino acids. Lineage: Eukaryota; Metazoa; Arthropoda; Insecta; Diptera; Culicidae. Gene Ontology annotation, biological process: regulation of canonical NF-kappaB signal transduction. The record is from RefSeq and is a predicted model, not a curated record.
AGGGUUAUCAUCUGUGAUGUUUAGGUUUACACCCAAUUUUUUUUUAUUUUGACUUUACGUGACGUCAUUAGAACUUUCGGGAUUUUCGGAUCAGGUCGGAUAGCAAAUAAAAGUGCAUAAUUGGCAUAAUUUAUUAAUUUUUUACCACGACCAGAAACCAUUAAUAUUGUUCACAUCGCAAUUGGACCGAAAAAAAAAAUACAGAAUGUUAGACGAGGAAUCGUUCACUAUCCUGGGAUCGUCGCCGACGCCUUCCAUGGAACAGUAUUUGGCUGGCGAUGGCACCAACGAAAAGUCACUGGAUGGCCAAAUAAUGGUCACCUCCAUCAAAGGUCAGCCCAUUUCAAACACCUUCAGUCUGAUUCACGCGGAUGAGUCACUGCAGCCGGCAAAAGUGGCAACUUCCUCGCUCGGACGUGUAGACGCCAAACAGCCGGUAUCGAUUAAAUCGUCGCAGGGAGAAUCGACACCGGUUGCUAGUUUAAACGGAACGAACCCCCUGGCGGUGAGUGUUAUUAUGGGUGAGACCAAAUCCAGCCUGUUCCAUACCUUCCCUAGCCUGAUGAAUUCGUCAAUGCCAAUCGAUGAGAUUCAAGUGCUUCAGCACAUGAUGGACGAACAUGGUCAAAUGAAGGAGAGCCUCCAGAAGGCUAACGUAGCCAUGAGAAAGAACUUCACCAACAUACAAAAAUGGCAGGACGAAGUCAAGGCAAAAUAUGCCGAUCAGGUUCGAACGAUCGAUGAACAGUGUGCCACAAUUGGUAGAUUGGAAACGGAAAAUGAAAUGCUGAAGCAAGUUGUGGCCGCAGCUGAAAGUCGUGCAGCCGAGCAGGAUAAGCAAGCCACUAAACAGUACAUGGCUCUUAAACAAGCGAUGGACGAAGCGCAGAAGCAGAUUCAAGCUGAACGGGCAUCCGCCCUUGCCGAGAUAGAUGAACUGCAAAAAGUUGUGUCGGAAAAGGAGGCUAUCUUGAAGAAUAUGAGUCGGGAAAUCGAACGCCUUGAAUUGGAAAAGCAGGAAUUCGUUGUCGUUAAGCCGAACAAACCGGAACCGAUAGACGGGGUGCAGUUCAUGGCCACAGAGGAGCACAACAGACAGAUGAAGGUACUACAGCGUGAGAUGUCCGUUGUUGUGGCCAAGAAUAUGGAAUUUGAAGACAUGAAAAAAGUUUACAUUGAUGAACUGAACUGCAUGCGCGUUAAUCUGACUGCUGCGGAGGAAGUGCACAAAAAAAAUCACGUACAAAUGGAACGCCAGGCAAGGGAAAUGGAAACAAAAGACGUCACUCUAGCUGAGAACCUUCGCGAACUGAAGACCCUCGCUGAACAGGCUGAUGUCCUUACGGCGCAGCUCGACAUCUACAAAACCGACUUCGAAGCCGAACGAACAGCUCGAGCAGAAUUGGCCAGCGAGAAGGAUCGCAUUCUGAGCGAUCUGAAGCUGCUUCAAAAGCGUAACCAACAGUUGAUCGAAGAAGUUCAAAAAGGACGAGCCGCUGAGGAGAAAGCAACGCGUGCUGCCAACGAAUCGUUGGAUAAACGUGAACCGUCACCACCGAGGGCUGGUACGAGUGUGGACGAAGCAGCAGGAGUAACUUCACAGGAGGAGCAAACCUUCAAUAGACCGGCCUUGUAUUGUCCCUUGUGUAGUAAAGCCUACAAAGAUUUGUGUACCCUGCAAAACCAUGUUGAGGAUUGUGUAGGCGUCGUCUAAUUUAUUAAUGGGUACCAAAGCGUCAAGUAGAGAAUUUUAGUGUCAUACAAUCCGUCGAUAUUGGUGGAGAUUCGUUGUUAGCGACCUGGAACUGGAUAGGACUGUUGUGGAUGUGUCUGUAUGACUGACAUAAGUUAUAAAAGGAAACUCAUUUGAUUUUUAAAUUCUAAAUUCAUAUAACUGUAUUACUUUAGAAUAGGAUAUCCAGCAACUGAUAUAUCCAAUAAUCGAAACAAUUAUUUCUUAUUGUUAACCAAAAAUUGAAAUAAAAAAAUGUUUAGCUGUGAA